AUGAGGUUCCUCUCCCUUUUUCUUCUUCCUUUGCUGUUGCUGGCCCUGGCCAGCCAGGCUGAACAAGGUAAAAAGAAAAAGGAAAAAAAGGCUCAGGUUUUUUAAAAGUCUUUCGUAUAUGGUAGACUUGUAAAAGGGUAAAAGAGUAUUGGGAAAUGAUCCAUAAUGAAUUGAAUUUAUUUUUUCUAAAGUACUUUCCCAAUAAAACCAGAGUCCUUUCAGUUGGGGAUAAUUCAGACUGAAAUUCCCAGGUGUCAAAAAAGGUUAUUUAUGUAUGCCACUACUGCGGGCUGUGUUUUGUUAGCCCCAAAUGGAAAACAAGUGAGGUCCCAACCAAAGAAGAAUGGCAACUUAAAUUGAUGGGACAUGCACAGCUUGCAGCUCCAACUUAUAAAAUAAGAGAACAAGAAGAACAUUCGUUUAAAGAAGAUUGGAAAAUGUUUACUGAAUAUACAGUAUGGGGGGAUUGUGUACAUUUGAAAACGUUGGCAGCAUUAAGAUAAAUUCAACAGUGUAAAUAAGUUAUGAUGGAUGUACUGAAUGGUAUAGUUUAUGUAAAAUAUGCAGGGAUUUAUGAAGUUGCUCAGAUCGAUUAAGUGCAAAAGGGAUGUUGAGCAAGUGAGUGAUUGAUAACUCUCUCUCUCUCUCUCUCUCUCUCUCUCUCUCUCUCUUACUCACUGGAAUCUAUGAGCUUAUGUCAUACCCUCCAAAAUUUAUCUGAUGAAAAAAGGGAUUCCCUAUUCGCUAAUACUAAUAAGAAUAAGAAUCAUAGAAUUGUAGAAUUAGAAGGGACCCAAGAGUCAGCUAAUCCAAAUCCCUCCCCAUACGCAGCUCAUUGGAUGGGGUUUCCUUAGCCACUCCGGGCGGCUUCCUACAUAUAUAAAAACACAACAAAACAUUUUUAAAACUUCCCUAUAGAGGGCUGCCUUCAGAUGUCUUCUCAAGAUUGUAUAGUUACUUAUCUUGCUUGCUUGGGUGUCACAUAGCUCCAUAACCUCCAACAUUUCUCUGAUGAAAAUAGGUAUGUCUCGAGGAAAAGCAGGACAUUCUGGGAUCAAACCUGAAACCAGAAACCAGGACAACUUCUGUUUGUUAAUCUUCAAUGAGUAUAUCUUGAUUAGAUAUACAAUCCAUAUAUAUGCAAUGUUCAGGGAAAUAUAAAUUGAGUGGUUAAUUUGGACAAUAACCAGACAUUGUGCACAGUCACCAUGUCUCGUGGACAAUGUACAUGUACUCCUUCUGCGAAGAGGGAAUUGUGCACAAUUCCUGGUCAAUAUAUACAACCCCCCUGCAGGCCUCAUAAUGACUGAAUUUUGUAUAUUCUUUGGCCAUUAUGCAUAAUCCUCAACAGGCCUUAUGUUGCCAGCCUUGCCCAUCUGACAUUCCUGCCACUGUGCCCAAACCCCACUGAGCUCCACAUGCCUUACCCCACACACAACUUGAAAAGGAGCAGCAAUGCUUGGGCGUUGGGAAACCAGGUGUGCAAGCUCAUCCCACCAGGAUCACCCCAGGAUCAACUGCUGCUGAGCAAUAUUUCAUUGGUGGGGUGGGGGUGGGCGCAGAGAUGGCAGUGGGUGGGAUCAGAGGGCUGGGCGAUGCAUGGAUACAUCAUCUGAAGUCGGUUUGAAGUCCAGACUGUGAUAACGGUUUCAUAAUUUUUGACCAGGCAAUAUAUUGCGAAUCCCCACUCACCAGGUGCUCAGGCAGUUUCUGAAGCCCUUGCCACUGACGGCGCUGGGGGCGCAGGACGAGAAAUGCACCCACUUUACUCCAAAGUAAAUGGCUGCUUCCUGCCUGCCCGAUUUGCAAGCCAUGAGCCCGUGCUGCCUAUCAGCUGGCCUUGCAGAGCGGCCAAAGACAAAUGCACUUCAUGUUAGGCAGUGAAACUGGAGAUUUAGCAGGAAGGAAACCAUGAGCCAGGUCAUACAGAAAGGCAGGUGCCCUGCAUUUCUGAAGGGGGAGAUGACCUCCCGAUUCAUAGGCACCAACUCCAGGGGGCCCUGGGGGCCUGGGCACCCACAUUUUUUCCUGUGGGUGUCUGGCCCCCACCCCUGCUGCUGCCGCCUGGCGCUCUGGCUCUGGUCUUAGCUAGCAAAAGCAGGAGCCAAGCCACAUGGAUCUUGUUGCAAAAAGAAACAUCUCACUUUGCUGCUCAGGAAUCUCCUUCCCUCCCCAGCCAAGCUUAGCUGAUUAGCCCUAGGCUUAAUCAUGUGAGCAUGGCGUUUUUUUCUUUUAACCUUCCACACGGAGGCCCCACUAACCAUUUGGUUCUCUAUUUCUUCCAGAGGGCAAGGCUUGUGAGAGGAUGAGAGGCUUUUGCAUCCAUAAGAGUUCACACUGCCCCAGCAAUGAAGUACUUCCAUUUGAAUGUGGCACGAAGAGAAAGUGCUGCAAAAAGUUAGACUCAGAUGCGUAACCGUGGAUAAGAGAAACCGAACUUCACACGGGGGAAAACAAAGAGUGCUCGAUAUAUGCUAAGGCAGAAAUUGUUAAAAGCAUUGCAUUCCGCUCAUUAAAUGCCUGUCAGAAAUAAGCAGCUGAAGUGUUCAUUGCAAGAUAGGAUUCGGUCCCAAGGAUACUGUUGGAUGUUCCUGGUGCUCCCUGCUCAGUUCUGAAGUUUCUCAAGCUCCUGGUGGCUUUUGCUAUGCUUAGAAAGUUCGCAGCUGCAUUUCCGAUCAGCUGACAUUUCAGUCUUCAAACAGUCUUCAAAGGCAGCCAUGUGUAACACACAGCAGUAGUCUGACCAGGAGUGUGAUGGCCUGGGAUUCAGACUCAGAGGCUGAACCUGAGGUAUCCCAGCCUGCACAGGAGUCCCCGCCUCCAGAACCAGCUGAGCCAGGGCUGGGGCUUGAGCCUGAAGGGUCCUCACCUGUGCUGGAUCCUCAGCUGCAGGCACCAGCUGAGUCUGCUCUGGCUCCUGAGGUGAUGGAGAGCCCAUUGCCUGCAGGUGCUCCACUCUCAGCCCCGUCAGAGGAAGCUGAGGUUGCCUCUGGGUCCGGUAACCCUCCAGCCUCUCCUGAGCUGCAGAGGCUCAGGGCAGAGAGGCUGAGGGAACUAAGUUCUCGCAGGAGGACUGCUCGCCUCCAGGCCAGGAGAGGCGAGUCACCUGUAGACUGGGGCCGCCCUAUGCCUCGGGGCAGGUAAAAGCCAGCCCCAGUCCCAGGUUGCGGGAGCAACAUUGUUGGUAAACUGUUCCUGCCUGCACCCUGUCCUGCUCUUCUGCCAGAGUUCCUGACCUCACCCAACUCCCUGCCUUGAACCCAGCUUCAGCUUUGCCGGACAAUCUCCAUACCGCACCCUUGACCUCGGACUGAACUCAGACCUCACCGCACAGAUAACCCUUGGGACCAGCACAAGGAGAUACCUAGAGUGUGCGUAAUCAUAGCCAGGCUAGCUCCUCAAAAAAGAACCAGAGCUAGUACAGUACACCACCCUCAGCUUGUGCCUACAGUGACUGAGCUGGAUCCAAAAUGAUCCCCGGGGUGUGCGCCUGAUCCUUUAGAGAGGGAUCAAAUCUAUCCAGAAAAGUUGAACUCCACUGUCUUGGCUAGAUAAACCACCUAUUUACAGCAGGGGUUGAGAGACUUCAGGCUUUGGGGAAAUUGGUGCUUUUUGGUUUUUACAAUAGCCUGGCAGAAAACACAUGCACUCAGAAUUAAAGCAUCCCGAGUCCCAAAACUGAAUGGACCCCAUAGUCCUCCUACACACACGCACACACAAAAUCACUCCUGUUUACCUACCCACUCUGCUUUCUUAAUCCGAGCAGUAUUAGGAGAGGAGAUUCAUUUUGUUGCUCCUCUUGCUAAAAAGUUAGGAAUCUGAAACCCUACUUCAAACCAUCCAGAGAUUGGCAUCAUUCUGCCCAGUGGUUUGCCCUGCCCUGGAUGUUGACAUCCAUGUGAGAUGGGCAUCUUGCAUGACCCUGCAGCAUAAAUGCCACAGGGUCAGCCAGGAGCUCCAACACCACUUCCUGGUCUCUCAGGUAGGAACUGAACUAUUGAGAACCCACUCAGAGGCAAUACAAUAUAGGGUUGUUUUCAACCAAGUCCUAAUCAGAGCAGACCCAUGGAAGUUAAUGGGCCUAAGUCAGUCAUACCUUUCAGCUUCAAUGGGUCUACUCUGAGUAGGACUAGCAUUGAAUACCACAUAGGGUGCACAGUGUCAAAAGCCAAUGAAAGGUCCAAGAGAAAGAGCAGGCUAGCAUUCCAUUAAUUUCUCUUCCACCAGGGCCACAGCUUAGUGAUAGAGACCUUAAAGCAUGGAAUCAUAGCAUCUUCAUGUUGGAAGGGGCCCAAGGGUCAUCUAGCCUAACCCCUUGCAAUGCAGGAAUCUCAGCUAAAGCACCCAUGACAGAUGGCUAUCCAACCUUUGCUUAAAAAACCUCCAGGGAAGGAGACUCCACCACCUCCCAAGGGAGACUGUUCCACAGUUGAACAGCUCUUAAUGUCAAAAAGCUUUUCCUUAUGUCUAAUCAGAACCUGCAACUGCAACUUGAAACCAUUGAUUCAAGUCCAGCCUUUCAGAGCAGGAGAAAACAAGCUUGCUCCAUCCACCAUGUGACAGCCCUUCAGAUAUUUGAAGAUGCCUAUCAUAACUCCUCUCAGUCUUCUUUUUCCAGGCUAAACAUUUCCAGUUCUUUCAAGGGUUCCUCAUCAGGCUUGGCUUCUAGACCCUUGAUCACUCUACAGUGGUACCUCGGGAUGCAAAGCUCUACGCGGGGCUGCCCUUGAAGCUGUCCCAGAAACUCCAGCGGGUGCAGAAUGCUGCAGCGAGGCUCCUCACGGGGUCUCUGCUAUGGGAGCAUAUUCACCCAGUGCUUUUCCAGCUGCACUGGCUCCCGGAGGAGUACAGAGUCAGAUUUAAGGCACUGGUUUUGAACUUUAAAGCCCUUCACGGCCUAGGACCCUCGUACCCAUGGGACCGCCUCUCCCGGUAUGCCCCACGAAGAGCCUCAAGGUCCAUAAAUAGCAACGCCCUAGUGGAAGUUACAUUAGCUUCAGCCAGAGCCAGGGCCUUUUCAACUCUGGCUCCGGCCUGGUGGAACGCUCCGCCUCAUGAGACCAGGGCCCUGCAGGAUCUGAUUUCUUUCCGCAGGGCCUGUAAGACAGAGUUGUUCUGCCUGGCCUUUGGCUUGGAGCCAAUUUGAUUCCCUCCCUCUCUUUCUUUUUUCUUUUCCUUUCUCCUCCUGCGAUGAGGCUACAUUUUAAUAUUUUAAUGUUUCAAUAUUUUAAUGUUGUAUUUUAAUUUUGUUUUUAAGUUGUAUUCAUUCAACUUGUUUUUAUUAUUGCUUGUUAGCUCCCCUGAGCCAGGCCUUGGCUGGGGAGGGCGGGGUAUAAAUAAAAAUUAUUAUUAUUAUUAUUAUUAUUAUCCAUUCCGGAGCCCCGUUUGCAUCCUGAAUGGAAAGUAAGAUGCGACGGCGCAUCUGUGCGUGCACAGGUUGCGUUCCGCAGUUUCCAUGCAUGUGCGUCUUCCGUGAAUUUGAGCGUCUGUGCAUGUGCGAACGGCGAAACCCGGAAGUUAAAGCACUCCGUUACUUCCAGGUUGCCACGGAGCGCAACCCAAAAGCGUGCAACCUGAAACACAUUCAAUUCGAGGUAUGACUGUAGUUGGCCCUCCUCUGCACACAUUCCAGCUUAUCAACAUCCUUCUUAAAUUGUGGUGCCCAGAAGUGGGCACCAUAUUCCAGGUGUCUUGUGGAGUUCUUGACAUCACACAUCAAACUGAAGGGCUGAGAUCUCUGAAUUACCCUAAUGCGCCUCAUUAUUCAGCCCCCACAUAGAGCCUAUGUGCACCCCAAAAAAUAGUUCAGCAGUAUCUUCAAGACACAAAGUUUCCCUACCCAUGAGCUGCCCCAAAGUGUCAGAAGCUGGAGCCCAUCUACUGUCUUUCAAACCAGUUGAUAAUAAUAAUAAUAAUAAUAAUUUAUUAUUUAUACCCCGCCCAUCUGGCUGGGCUUCCCCGGCCACUCUGGGCGGCUUCCAAAAGAAUAUUAAAAUACUAUAAUACAUCAAACAUUAAAAGCUUCCCGAAACAGGGCUGCCUUCAGAUGUCUUCUAAAAGCCUGGUAGUUGUUGUUCUCUUUGACAUCUGGUGGGAGGGUGUUCCACAGGGAAGGCGCCACUACCGAGAAGGCCCUCUGCCUGGUUCCCUGUAACUUGGCUUCUCGCAGUGAGGGAACCGCCAGAAGGCCCUCAGUGCUGGACCUCAGUGUCCGGGUAGAACGAUGGGGGUGAAGACGCUCCUUCAGAUAUACUGGACCAAGGCCGUUUAGGGCUUUAAAGGUCAGCACCAACACUUUGAAUUGUGCUCGGAAACGUACUUUACUGCAUUGGUGGCAGAUGUUUCCUUCCUUUCUCAUAAGAAAAUUAGUAGACCCACCGACAUUUUGUGGCUGAAUGGAACAUUUCUGCACACUUGCAAGACUCUUCUUGCACCACAGAUCACACUCUGCCUGCAUGCCUGGCAUGUUACCUGACCAGACUUUAAAAUGAUGGCCAUAAAACUCCACCUUGACCCUUGCUGCAAGCUGCGCCAACUAAAGGGGUUAUCAUUAAAUCACCCAAUGCAUCCGGAGGUUGAUGGGUCCAUGUGUUCACACCAGCAGGUGAAAGGUGCAGUGUACUGAGCUUCAAAAUACAGCAAUCCUGAUUUUUCAGGCCAACCAGGGCAGUUGCAGCAAAGCCCUUUUCCUCUUCUUCUCAGGUUGUGUGGGACAUGGAAGCUGCCUUAUUUUCAGACUAUUAAAGCUCAGUACAAUCAUAUUUUGGUUUUGGAACAGGUUAGUUCCCAAACUGUUUGGCUCCCAAACACCACAAACCCAAAAGUGCCCUCCCCCACACUGCAGCGGAAGAGUUGGCCUCAGAAAUUGAGCAAGGAGCCGACUCUUCAGCUGAGAACUGUCUGAGUUUAGAGAAGACAGCCCAGGCUGCCUCCUUCCCAGGCAAGUCACUAUUAGCUCCCAAGGAGAGGAAGAGUUGGAAGUCGGCCAAAGCGUUGCCAGGCAACCAGCAGAUAAGCCAGUAUCAGAGGCUGAGUCUUCUGGGGAAGAGCUAGGCAAGACGUGCAGUCCUCGAAUGAGGAGAUUGGAGAAGUUCAAAGAGCAAUGGAAGGGAAGGAGAUGAAAGGCAGGAUUUUGGCGUUCUUUCUGUUGGCGGAGGACAAUGAGUCAGACUGAGCAACUAAGAUUAAUGAGAGCAGGCAGAACGCCAUGCUCUGGAUGUGUUUUUUUUUCUUUUAAAUAAACUUAAUUAAAACUUAAUUAAAGCCGCAUUUUGGUUUUCGAACAUUUUGGAAGUUGAACGGACUUCUGGAACGGAUUCUAUUUGACUUCCAUGGUACGACUGUAUUGCCAACAAUCCCCUUCAGAGGCUCUCAAGGGUUCCCAGUGGGGGUCUUUCCCACCCUUACCUGGACAUAUUAGGGAUUGGACUGAGGACCUUUUGCAUGCAAUGGAUGUGUUCUACCAUAGAGCUAUGUUCUUCCCCACAUGUCAGGAAAGAGAUCUGACGCGGCAACCAUGGGCACCCCAGGGAAGUUUGGCAAAGGGGCGGAAGUGUGUGGUGCAUACUCUGAGGUUCUGUGGUUGCCUUCACACCGAAUGGCAAAUCAUUAUAAAAUACUCCUAAUGGAGGAGAGCCCAAAACUUCCCAGCAAGAAACAUGCAUGCUCAAUGGCCAUGGUGGCUGGCUAAGUCAAUCACAGAAAUUGGGGGUGGCUGGUUGGGAAUGGGGGGUGGAAUCAGAGAGAUGGCCAAGACUGGCUGACUGGCUGGUACAGUGAACAAGUGCACUUCAUAGGGCAACAUGGUGCAGGCUGCACUAUAAUAUAUUUAUUUUCCAUUCUCUUGGCUUUACAUUCUGUACUGUGAAUGAAAUCGCAGCCCUCUAAUCUGUUUCAGCUGUUUAUAGAAAAGUAAGAUAUGAGCCUGCUGGAUCUGGCCCACGGCCCAUCUAGUCCAGCAUCCUGUUCUCACAGCAGCCAACCAGAUGCCUGGGGAAACAGGAAUCAAGCACAAGAGCACUCCCCGCUUCUUUGGCUUUUCAGCAACUGGUUAUUCAUGAGCUGUGAAUUAAUGAUUUUUUAAGGAGUUAUGUAGGAGUUUGUACUGAGCCCCAGGGGACGCGGAUGGCGCUGUGGUCUAAACCACUGAGCCUCUUGGGCUUGCCGAUCAGAAGGUCAGCGGUUCGAAUCCCAGCAACGGAGUGAGCUCCCGUUGCUCUGUCCCAGCUCCUGCCAACCUAGCAAUUCGAAAGCAUGCCAGUGCAAGUAGAUAAAUAGGUAUCGCUGUGGCGGGAAGGUAAACGGCAUUUCCGUGCGCUGCUCUGGUUUCCUCCACUGUGUUCCGUUGUGCCAAAAGUGGUUUAGUCAUGAGGGCCACAUGACCCGGAAAGCUGUCUAUGGACAAACGCUGGCUCCCUAGGCCCAUAGUUGCUUUUGACUGGACGUAACCUUCCAGGGGUCCUUUACCUUUACCUGUACUGAGCCCCACUUGAUGGAAACCACAGGAAGGGAGAGUGGAGUCUAGUGAUGUUCCAAUACUGUUCUGACACCUUCACCUUCCCUCAAGGUGAUCUAAGAGAUAAGAUGACAAGUCAUCUCCCUCAAUUAUCUAAGUAAUUUGUCUACCUCAGGCUGGACAAGUUGCAAUCUUUUCAUCAAAACAGGACCAGUUCUUGCUCUUUCUCAGUGUGGAGUCCAUGUUGAAAUGGAUUGGGGCAACUUUGCUGAUAACGAAUUGUGCAAGCUCAGCAUGGCAAACAGCCUUGAGUGCCCUCAUUUCAACACUCCUUUGUCUCUAAAUUCCUAUACCUGUAUAUAGAGGGGAUCUUCAAUUUGUAUCCAGAUCCACCGUCACUUUGUCUUGAAGCUGUUUCUCGCCAGAUGUCUUGAGAUCUCAGAGAAAACUUUGGCCAUGAAGUUCUUCCACAUUUUCUUUGCUAUGGUUGUUGUGCUCUUCCAAGUUUUCACAGGUAAGAGGGCAGCUCAGACUGGGGAGUUAAGGGGUGCUGAUUAAUUCUUUAAUGGAAGGGGGUUUGGCCAAAUAGAAGGCACUUUUUUGUUUAAUGCUAUGUCAGUGCUGCAAUGCACUGCAGGAAUUAAGAUUCUUUGGUCCUAAGCACACAUGAUUUGAAGUAGGUGCCACAGAAAUCAAUCUCAUUUAUUUCUGACUAAAUCGUAACCCAGCCUCCUUCAGGACAGUGUAACAUGCGGUUCUGCAGACAAAAUCAGCAAAAGUGUACUGAAGUGUGGGGGCAAAACUGUAGCAGUUUAGAACCACAGGGAUUCCCAUUGCCUGGUGUCCAAACUACUCACAGCUCUGAAUUCACACUCUGGAUGAAAACACUGAAAUUAUAUGUUUGUUUUCUGCAGGGGUGCACCUUAUCCCCUGUGAUGAGAUGGGGGGUUACUGCGUGAUAAAACCUGCUCCAUGCCCCGAGGGGCAAAUACGUGGUUAUUGUGGUCCAAAUCGCAAAUGCUGCAAGGCUUGAUGUUGCUGCUGAAGAGCUCGGAUCUGCGAGGACAAACGUUCACCCCUGAUUUCCUGAUGAAAACUAAGACAGAUCUUCACAUGGAGAAGCGAGUCAAGGCUGCACUUGUACUAGACGUCUCAGUGAUCUCAGUGAGCCAAACUCAUCAGCUCAUCAAUUAAACAUUCAAAAUGUGGGUUUGACAAUGUGUUUUUAAUGUGUUCACCAACAACUUAGCUAUAACAUGAAGUAGGGGUGCGCAGAAGCAGUCCCUCUGGUUGCGGAAACCUCGGGAUCCAACCAGAGCUCCAGAAUGGAUCCCGUUCACAACCAGAGGUACCACUGUAGUUUGAAAGCAUGCCAGUGGAAGUAGAUAAAUAGGUACUGCCAUGGUGGGAAGGUAAACAGUGUUUCAGUGCGCCCUGGCACUUGUCAUCGUGCUCCAUGCACCACUAGCUGCUUAGUCUUGCUGCCCACAUGACCCAGAAAGCUGUCUGUGGACAAACAUCGGCUCCCUCAGCCUAUAAAGAGAGAUGAGCACCACAACCCCAUAGUCGCCUUUGACUGGACUUAACCAUCCAGGGGUCCUUUACCUUACCUUUUUUUUUACCAAAAUGCAUAUGCAUAGGAGCUUAUCUCCUAUAGAGGGGGUGUUAUUGGGUUACUGCUUUUGGUUUGAUUUGAUAUGUUGUGGUCUUGUUGUGAACCGCCCUGAGACCUCCGGGUAUAGUUGAAUAAACAACAACAACAAAUAAUAAUAAUCUAGAGUAGAAUAAGCCUGGCGAAUUGUAGGCAGAUAUAUCAAAAGUUUUUCACGCAGGAUUGGACCCCAACCAGCAUGGCUGAUGCCAAGGUAUGAUUUGUUCACUGCCAAAAACCUACAACCUGGAUUUACCAAGGUGGCAUCUUCAUAAACCAGUAUCUCAAGCAAAGGAGUGUUCAGACCAUGUUCAACUCAGUGAAUGCAAGUUUUUAAAAAGUGUAGGUUUCAAAUCCGGUUCGUAACGCAUCAGCUCAAAAACAUGGCGAUUCAGUUUUGAGGAUAUGGUGGUAUGUUCUUGAUAGUUUUCCUGUGACCUAAGCCAGUUAUAGACACAUUUUUUACAUUGGCUCAGGGUGAGUUUUGGCUGAGACAUUGCAGACAAAGGCGGUCCUGUGUCUGCCAGGUGUACGCACUGAACCUUUUUGUUUGUACAGUAGCGGCACAAUGCAUUUUGAUCUUUUGUUUUCUCCUUGUCUGUCUUGAUCAAAGGCAAACAGGUCGCCUUAUCUGGGCUCUGACCCCAGAUCCAUCAGGGUGUGACACUUGGAACUUCCAUAACCACAUGCUUAUUCCUCAGUCCCUGCCCCUUAACUUCUGCAUCUGUGACCCCCCUCCCAAAAAAAGCUUAACAAUGAACAGAUACCUACCAGUCUGUUUGGUUAGUGUUAAGUCCAACACUGAGAUCAGAGAUCCUAAGUUGUGGAUUGAUUACUCUGAGUACCAGGUAAGAAGACCCUGUUAGAUCAGAACAAUGCCCAUCCUGUCUAGAAUCCUGCUUUCCCAGUGGCCAACCAGGUGCCAAUAUGAAAACUGUAUGCAGGAUUUGAGCAUAAGAGCACUCUCCUCUGCUGUAAUAUCCAGCAACUGGAAACCAGACGCUUGACUGCAUCUGACCACAGAGAAAGAGCCUAGCCAUCGUGGCUGGUUUUUUUUUAAUAAAAAAAAUCAAUGUAUAAAACAGGGACCAAUUUUCUGGGUCUAGGAAAGCCUGAGCAGAACAAUAAGGUAAUAAACAAUAAGGUAAUAAAUUGGAUAGUUCUCAUCCCCACUUCAUCUUCACAACAACCCCGUGAGGUAGGCUAGGCUGAGAGUGACUGACUGACCUGAGGUCACCCAGUGAGUUUCAUGGCCGAGUGAGGAUUUGAACCCUGCUGUUGCAGAAUCUAGUUGAACACUCUAGUCCCCAUUUUGUUUGUCAGGACAUAUACUAGUGUGGUUUGUUUGUUUAGAUAUACAGUGGUACCUCUGGUUACGUAUUUAAUUCGUUCCGGAGGUCCGUUCUUAACCUGAAACUGUUCUUAACCUGAAGCACUACUUUAGCUAAUGGGGCCUCCUGCUGCUGCCAUGCGAUUUCUGUUCUCCUCCUGAAGCAAAGUUCUUAACCCGAGGUACUGUUUCUGGUUUAGCAGAGUCUGUAACCUUAAGUUACAGUAUGUAACCUGAAGCGUAUGUAACCCAAGGUACCACUGUACAGGUACAGUGUACUGUACAGUGGUACCUCUGGUUACAAACUUAAUCUGUUCCGGAGGUCCAUUCUUAACCUGAAACCAUUCUUAACCUGAGGUACCACUUUAGCUAAUGGGGUCUCCCGCUGCCAUCACACCGCUGCCGCACGAUUUCUGUUCUCAUCCUGAAGCAAAGUCCCAAAACAUCUGGAGAGCUGAGUUUGCCUAUGCCUGUUCUAGAUACUAAACUAAAACAUCCCAAACACUGCAACUUUUCUUCAUAGGGACAUUGUUCCAUUCCCUUGAUCUGGAGGGUGCCAGGGUGGAAAAGGCUGUCCUUAAAAUUUAAAUAAAUGGGAGAUCUCAAUGGAGACACUUUCUUAGCGAUACCAAUAAGCUUCCUUCAGCCAAACAUCCACUGAACUUGAAAAUUUCUGCAGACAAAGAAGUUUCUCCUCUAUCACAGAACCACCACCUCUUCCCAAGGGGACUUCAGGCACCCUCUCACCUCUCUGUCUUUUCUUCUGCAGGCUGAACAUACCCAACUCAACCAUUCCUCGUACCUUAGAUCUUGAACUUAAUCUGUUUCAGGAGCCCAUUCGACUCCAGGAACCGUUCGAAAACCAAGGUGCGGCCUCUGAUUAGCUGCAGGACCUUCCUACAUGCAAUUGGAAGCCGCGGAAGCAAUGUCGGAAGUUCGGCUUCCGAAAAAGAUUUGCAAACCGGAACACCUGCUUUUGGGUUUGCAGCAUUCGGGAGCCGAUUUGUUCGGCUACUAGGCCAUUCGAGAUACAGUGGUACCCCUGGUUACGUACUUAAUUUGUUCUGGAGAUCCGUUCUUAACCUGAAACCAUUCUUACCCUGAGGUACCACUUUAGCUAAUGGGGCUUUCCGCUGCUGCUGCGCUGCUGGCGCACGAUUUCUGUUCUCAUCCAGAGGCAAAGUUCUUAACCCAAGGUACUACUUCCGGGUCAGCUGAGUCUGUAACCUGAAGUGUUUGUAACGCGAGGUGUUUGUAAGCUGAGGUGCCACUGUAUUGUGGUCCUGCCAUGGGGUGGAGAAUUUCAAUUCAAAAUUUAUAAGGAAACUUCUCUAAUUCAUACUUUCUAAAACUACAAAGGAAGCAAAACACAGCCGUCCUUUGAAAUUUGCACUUCUCUGAAUUUUCAAUGCAAUUUCCCCAGCCAAGUAAUGUGUGCCAAAUGUGAAACAAACCAAAUAUCUUUCCCAGCUCUACUUCUGAGUCAAGCUACACUACAUAGCACUAUCCAUGCUUGCUUUGAUUUGCACCCAUCUGAACAGAUUUUUUUGUGGGUUAUCAUCAUUAUUUUUUGCCUUAGUUCUUCCAGAUAUAGAUCAUUACUAAUUUACUGCCAAACUGACUCAGGUCCUUUCUGAUUGUCUCAUGACACAAUAUAAAUGCCUGGCUACACAAUUUGCAUGUGCACCACAGCAAAUUGUCUCCACAUCCUUAUAAAUAGAGGGAAACAUCCUGAUCUUAUCCAGAUUUUGAUCCGGGUCGGCUGUGGAGAGGCUUCCUUCCAGCAACCUUGAGUGUUCAGAGAAAACUUCAGCCAUGGGACUUCCUUACCUGCUCUUUGCUUUGGUUGCUCUCCUCUUUCACACAUCUGCUGGUAAGAGGAAAGCUCAGGUGGAGGGAUAGGGAGGGAGGCAAGUCCAAAUGGAGGGAUCUGAAUUUCUCAUCUCUCAACAGCAGCCUGGGGAUGUAUAGGCAAGUCCUGGAAGACCUUGAAUCUCAAUAAUUUGGAUGGCUGGUAUUUGAGGGUUUGGCAAAGUGCCCGUCUUAAAAAUAUAUCUCAUAAAUCAAAAAUAUUGAAAGGGCAGAGCUCGAAUGACCUUUUGAUUGAUUGAUUGAUUGAUUGAUUAGAUUUAUAUGCCACCCUUCAUCCAAAGAUCUCAGGGUAGUUCAUGAUAUAUGGCAUGAUUUCAUUUCUUACACAAAUUUUGGGGCAAAUGGUUGCUCAGUGCUACCAGUAUAUGAAAACGUCUGGCUCAUUUAAGCCUUCAUUCUCAACAGCUGUGGGGCACACAGGUGGGGAAUAAUAAUAAUAUUCAGUGCUUUUUUCCCUAAAAAAAGACGCUCUCCUGAAGGAGCGUCUCCACCCUCAUCGUUCUGCCCGAACACUGAGGUCCAGCGCCGAGGGCCUUCUGGCGGUUCCCUCAUUGCGAGAAGCAAAGCUACAGGGAACCAGGCAGAAGGCCUUCUCAGUGGUGGCACCCACCCUGUGGAACACCCUCCCAUCAGAUGUCAAAGCGAUAAACAACUACCUGACAUUCAGAAGACAUCUUAAGGCAGCCCUGUUCAGGGACGUUUUUAAUGUGUGACAUUUUAGUGUAUUUUUGGUCUCUGUGGAAGCCGCCCAGAGUGGCUGGGCAAACCCAGCCAGAUGGGCGGGGUACAAAUAAUAAAUUACUAAUAAAUUACUAAUUACUAUAAAUUACUAUUACUAUCACUAUUACUAAAGAAAUGUUUAGGGGUACUCUCAUUUUGACUCAAGAAAAUCACCUUUUUGUAGCUCAAAUUGGGAAAAAUAAAUGCAGUAAAUGGACGGAAGUACAAAGAUUCACAAAAUGUUUAGGGGUAUGUGUACCCCUGCAUCGCCCCAGAAAAAAACCACUGAUAAUAUUUAUUAUUUGUAAAGGGAAUCUUUGCAUGAUGUAAUACUUCACUAUUCCUUUUGAUUUGCACCGCAUCAUUCUAAUCCUUCCAGGCUGUGACUCCUUAUGGUUUAGAUUGUUGAUCCUUUGUUGUUAUCUUUCUUUUCUUUUCUAUGCUUGCACUUUUGUUUAACUAACCAAGGAAAUUAAAAGUAACAAUUGCCAAAAAGUAAUUGGAGACAAAAAGCACCUGCUUUUUCAGGCAGAAAGUCCCAGGUUUGAUCCCUAGCAUCUCCUAAUAGGGUUAGGGAAAAACUCCAUUUGAAACCCUGGGAAUUGCUGCCAUUCACUGUAGACAAUAUUGUUAGGCGGACCAGUGGUCUCACUCAGUAUUAGCCAGCUUGCCAUGUUUCCUAUGUUCCUGAAGCUGUGGUCCAAGGCACUAGCUAGGGUCAGCCCAAAGCAUCUUGCUUCCUGAGGCAAAGUGCAAGGUGAUGCCUGUUGCCCCCUGUCCUCUGUGGAACCACAGCUGCUUAGUCUACUAUUGCAGGAAGCUUCAUCAUUACGAAAAACACACAACCCCCCCCCCCUUAGCUGGCCAUUAUUCUAGGUACUCUGAACAACAAGCAACACGUCGGCUAAUAAUACAAUGGUACCUCAUGUUGUGUAACCUCCAGGUUACAGAAUCUUCAGGUUACGGCCGCGGCAAACCCCGAAGUGUAUACUUCCAGGUUUCGCUGUACUCACAUGUGCAGAAGCGCUCUGUACAUCUUGUGCAUGCACAGAAGGACGCCUCCGGUUAUGAAGUUUUCAGGAUACGGCCGGGCCUCCGGAAUGGAUCCCGUUUGUAACCGGAGAUACCAUUGUAUACUGAAUUUAUUUUUAUAACACUAUACUGUUUCUAUACUGAGAGCCAGUGUGGUGUAGUGGUUAAGAGCAGUAGACUCGUAAUCUGGGGAACCGGGUUCGCGUCUCCACUCCUCCACAUGCAGCUGCUGGGUGACCUUGGGCUAGUCACACUUCUCUGAAGUCUCUCAGCCUCACUCACCUCACAGAGUGUUUGUUGUGGGGGAGGAAUGGAAAGGAGAAUGUUAGCCGCUUUGAGACUCCUUCGGGUAGGUACUGAGACUCCGCCAGGUACUCCUGUCUUCCACUGCCUCCCGCAGUUUGGUCAAACUCAUGUUAGUAGCUUCAAGAACACUGUCCAACCAUCUUGUCCUCUGUCAUCCCCUUCUCCUUCUGCCCUCAAUCUUUCCCAACAUCAGGGUCUAUUCCAGGGAGCCUUCUCUUCUCAGGAGGUGGCCAAAGUAUUGGAGCCUCAGCUUCAGGAUCUGUCCUUCCAGAUUUGAAACAGUAUAGUGUUAUAGAAAAAUAUUGUCAGUAUUAUUAGCUGACGUGUUGCUUACUGUUGUUCAGAGUGUUCUGUUUUGCAACAGAGGAGACUUUCUUUGGUGCAUUAUUCUAGUUAGGCAUGAUGCUGGAACGGGGAGGGGGCACAUUUUUGGUUCUGUGGGCCAGAUUCUGUUGGGUUUUGGCCUCGCGGGCCAAAUUUGGCAGGUGUGUCGAGCUGAAGUCAAGACUUCAUAGAGAUAGGAGGGACCCAGAGGUUCAUCUAGUCCAAGCCCUCUGCAAUGCAGGAAUAUGCAGCUGUCCCUUACGGGGAUCGAACCACCAGCCUUGGCGUUAUCAGCACCAUGCUGUAGCCAACUGAGCUAUCCAGCUGUUGCUUGCAGGUAGCAAGGCUUCCCCACAACAGAAAGCAGGCUUGCUUCUUCAGCCCAUCAGCUGAUGGGUGGGAGAGCUUAAUAUGGUCCUCUAAUAGGAUAUACAGUGGUACCUCGGGUUACAUAUGCUUCAGGUUACAUAUGCUUCAGGUUACACACUCCGCUAACCCAGAAAUAGUGCUUCAGGUUAAGAACUUUGCUUCAGGAUAAGAACAGAAAUCGUGCUCCGGCGGCAUGGUGGCAGCAGGAGGCCCCAUUAGCUAAAAUGGUGCUUCAGGUUAAGAACAGUUUCAGGUUAAGAACGGACCUCCGGAACGAAUUAAGUACUUAACCUGAGGUAUUACUGUAAAUGGGCACUCACCUUCCUGCAAGGGGGGGGGGAGAGCAAUUUCCAUUGAAGCCAUUGGUAUGAUGGAGACACCCCCCCCCCCCGAAUUUCAACAGUGGUUUCAAUGGAAACUGAAAGACUCUCCCACAUUGCCCAUCAUUUGAUGGCCAGCAAGGACAAUUGAGAUCCCUGCUAUAAAAUGGAGAGGGAAAUUUCAUUUUAAUGCAAACCCCCUCCUGCUCAGGAAAGGCUUUGCACUAAAAGCGCAAGUAGGAUGGAACUUCCCCCUGCAGCUCAGAGCUGUGGAUACAAGCCCCAUGUCGGGCAAAAGGUUCCUUCGAAAGGUUGACCCUCGUGGUUCCUUCCAGCUCUGCGAUUCUUUGAUUCUAUUCUCCAGGGAUCCUUCUUUCUCCAGGGAUGGCCAACUGCGACGUCAUGUGUGGGGAAGGUGGGCGUGGUGUUGCAAAAAUGGCCCCAUGAGCCAAAUGGGAGACCUGGCAGACCAGAUUUGGCCAGGGCGGGGGAGUUGGCUCCUACCUUUUAGGGUGUGUGUGUGGUGGUGGUGGUGGUGGGGUAAGGGCUAGGCCAAUUUGUCUUCCAACUAAUGGAAGUCUUAUUUGUCCCCCCCUUUUUGUACAGUGCUGCCUGAGAAGUGUGAAGACCGGAGGGGCUACUGCCAACCUUCAUCAGACAAAGACUGUGAUGAUGACGAUGCCCUUCCAUUACCAUGCUCUCAUGCUAAUGAGACAUGCUGCAGAUGUAAGUCAUGUGCAGUUCUGCAAAGAUGGGUGCUUGGUUGUUAUUCCAUAUAGAUAGAUGAUAGAUAGAUAGAUAGAUAGAUAGAUAGAUAGAUAGAAUAACAACAAUAUAUAUAAUUUUCUGUUUUGCAAUUUAAAGUACUCAUUUUUACAUCCUUAAGAUAUCAAUAACUUCCCUUCUUCUCGUUCCAUGGUUCAUUUUACAUAAUCCCUGCAUAUUUUACAGAAACUAAACCAUUCAGCAUUCCAUUAUUACAUCCAUCAAAACCUAUAUACACUGUUGAAUUUAUCUUAAUGCUGCCAGCGUUUUCAGCUGUACACAGUUAUUUUCUAUAUAUAGUUGUAAAUAAUAAUAAUAAUAAUAAUAAUAAUAAUAAUAAUAAUAAUAAUUUAUUAUUUAUACCCCGCCCAUCUGGCUGAGUUUCCCCAGCCACUCUGGGCUGCUCCCAAUUGAGUGUUAAAAACAAUACAGCAUUAAAUGUUAAAAACUUCCCAAAACAGGACUGCCUUCAGAUGUCUUUUAAAAAUAGGAUAGUUGUUAAUUUCUUUGACAUCUGAUGGGAGGGCGUUCCACAGGGUGGGCACCACUACCGAAAAGGCCCUCUGUCUGGUUCCCUGUAACCUCACUUCUCGCAAUGAGGAAACCGCCAGAAGGCCCUCGGAGCUGGACCUCAGUGUCCAGGCUGAACAAUGGGGGUGGAGACGCUCCUUCAGGUAUACUGGGCUGUUUAGGGCUUUAAAGGUCAGCACCAACACUUUGAAUUGUGCUCGGAAAACAUACUAGGAGCCAAUGGUACCUCGGUUUAUGAACUUAAUCCAUUCCGGAAGUCCGUUCUUAAACCAAAACCAUUCUUAAACUGAGGUGCACUUUCCCUAUAAUGAGGCCUCCCACCACCAGUGCCCUUCCACCGUUUGGCUUCCAUUCGUAGUACUCGGUCUAUGAAUGGAAGCCGAACUACAUAUUCGUAAACGAGGUACCACUGUACUCAACAAACACUUUCCAAUCUUCUUUAAACAUAAGUUCUUCUUGUUCUCUUAUUCUAUAUGUUACGUAUGCAAGUUGUGCAUAUUCAUCUUAGCAACCCUUUGAUGUUCUUGUUAUUCCUAAGUGCCUGACUAAACAAGUUGUUGCUGUUGUUGCUGUUGCUGCAGGCAACUCUUCACUUACAAGGAGGUUACAUUCUGCCCCUGCGUGCAUAAGUGAAAAUCCGUAAAGUGAGGAAGACCCUCUAAACACUCUUUAUGCAUCCCUAUACCACUCUCUCCCCAAUCCAUACCAUAAAUAUUGUAUCCAAAAAUAUCCCCAACUAGGAUUAAAGCUCUGGGAGCCUCACUGACAUCCCUUUCGGGCUCCUCAUGAGCUACAAGCGCUCUCUGGCUCUCUCUGGCCAUUUCUGGGUUUGAAUUUCAUUCCUGAAUUGAAACACACCUAGGUUCUUCAUGGUAGUCACGCCUGCCCUGUGGAACACCCUCCUGUCAGAUGUCAAGGAAAUAGACAACUGACUUAUGGACAACAUCUGGAGGCAGCCCUGUAUAGGGAAGUUUUCAAUGUUUGAUAUUUAAAUUUGCUGUAAGCCACCCAGAGUAGCUGGGGCAAACCCAGUCAGAUGGGUGGCAUAUCAAUAAAAUAUUAUUAUUAUUAUUAUUAUUAUUAUUAUUAUUAUUAUUAAUUUCCCGGUGCUAUGUGUAUACACGGUCACACACAAGUUGAACGCAUGUGAGUGGGGAAUUGUCUGCAUUAUUAAUCCUGUCCUCACUGCAAGUGAUCAGGAGUCUCAGACGAGGGAAUAUCCAGGCUGUAUAUGGAGCCCAGCAUGCAUUGUCAAGCUAUAUUCAGAAUCCUAGAGUCGGGAGACACCUCAGAGCUCAUCUAUUCCACCCCCUGAAGCUCUUUACAGAAUGAGUGCAUCCUGGCUAUAGGACAAUUGUCUUCAGUCCAAAGUGAGUCAUGGGCAGGCUUAGUGUCUACCUGAAUGCAAUUGGUGUCCUCCUUAUUCACUCUUUGGAAAUAAUAAUAAUAAUAAUAAUAAUAAUAAUAAUAAUGCUAUUUGUUUCUUUUCUGCAGUACCACCACUGUUAAAAUGUGAAGAGCUGGGGGGCAUAUGCAUGAAUCCACCUGAUGACACCUGCCUUUCUGUUAUAUCAGCAAAAUGUGACGGGGAUGACAUGAAAUGUUGCAAAAAAGAUUGA
Molecule: messenger RNA, 19294 nt
Organism: Podarcis lilfordi (Lilford's wall lizard)
Lineage: Eukaryota; Metazoa; Chordata; Lepidosauria; Squamata; Lacertidae
Source: the annotation of a GenBank genome assembly